Messenger RNA from Rotaria sp. Silwood1, 1284 nucleotides. The record is from the annotation of a GenBank genome assembly. NCBI's taxonomy places the organism in Eukaryota, Metazoa, Rotifera, Eurotatoria, Philodinida, Philodinidae.
AUGGUUUCUGAAAAUGACAACAACAAAUCAUCAAUAGAUCAAUGUGAUGAUGAUGAUAAUGAUAAAGAGAUUCGCAAACGAACACAAUCUUUAACCCGAAAACUUGAUUUACAUAUCUUACCACUUCUCUCUAUUAUAUAUUUAAAUUCAUAUUUGAUUCGAUCAAAUAUUUCUAAUGCUAAAUUAGUUGAUCUUGAAGAUGAUCUUCGAUUAACUUCUGAUCAGUAUCAAUGGGCAUUAUCUAUUUUCUUCUUCGGAUAUGUUUUCUUCGAAGUUCCAUCAAACAUUGUACUUCGACGAUGGCAACCAUCAAAAUGGUUAUCUCUAAUUCAUAUAUUUCUCGGUAUUGUUGCGGUAUGUAUGGGUGCUGUUAAAAAUGCUUCUGGCCUUCUUGUAUGUCGCUUUUUAUUGGGUACAUUUGAAGCUGGUUUAUUUCCUGGAAUUAUUUAUUUUACAUCUUUAUGGUAUUCAAGAAAGCAGCAAGCUAUUCGACUUGGCUUAUUUUGGUCAUUUUCAGCACUUUCAGGUGCAUUUUCGGGUGUUCUUGCUUAUGGUAUCAGUCAAAUAAGUUCAGUAAAAUUAUCUAAAUGGCGAUUAAUCUUUAUUCUGGAAGGAACUCCAACCUUCGUUUUAGCUUUGUGUUGUUGGUUUUUAUUAGCUGAUUCACCAGAAAAAGCAAAAUUUUUGAAUGAUGAAGAACGUCAACUUGAAAUUGAUCGUCUUGCUAAAGAUGCCGGUCCAACAAAAGAACAUAAAUUUUCAUGGUCACAAGUUUUAUCCAUAUUUAUUGAUUGGAAGACUUAUAUUUAUGCUAUUAUUUAUAUUACUGGAACAAUUGCUACACAAGGUAUAACUCUUUCCUUACCAGUGAUUAUUAAUAAUUUAGGAGAAUGGACACCUGUUCAAGCACAAUUAAUGACUAUUCCACCAUAUAUGGGAGCAUUUUUUGCUAUUCUCAUUGUUUCUUAUAGUUCCGAUUAUGCUUCACUCACUCGACGUGCCACCGCAGCUGCAGUGAUCGUUUCGAUUGGUACGAGUGGUGGAGCUAUAGCAGGUCAAAUAUAUCGAGCUAACCAAAAGCCACGAUAUUUUAUUGGUCAUACCAUUUCAUUCUGUUGUGUUGCAUUGCAAAUAAUAUUGGUGAUUAUACUUCGAUUUAUAUUAAUGAUAAUUAAUUGUCGUCGAAAACGAAUGAAUGAUGAACAAAUUAAGCAACAAGUGGAAAACUAUGGAGGAGAGGAACUCGUCGGUGAUCAUCAUCCUAAUUUCCGAUAUACUUUGUAA